ACAUGCAGAUCGUCGAGCCCUGGGGCGUUCUACGAGUGAACUUGCUUAUCGAUAACCUUAAAUUUUUGGAUCGCGUCCCGUCCCGCGCAACUCUUGCAGCCAGCCCGAUCGCAAAGCCCACUCCUCAAGCACCCCAGGCACGGAAACAAAUCCACACACAAUGGCAGACGACGCGCAAAGCAGCCCCUUCAUCAAGCACCUUGCCUCGAGCGACAAGCGCACGCGCGACUCCGCCCUCGCCUCGCUCCGCGCAUUCCUCUCGUCCCGCUCCGAAAUCUCAGAGCUCGACCUGCUCAAGCUGUGGAAGGGUUUAUUCUACUGCUUGUGGAUGCAAGACAAGCCCGCGCAGCAACAAGCCCUCUCCCGCUCCCUCGCCAGCCUCCCCUCAAGCUUAAAGGCACCCGUCGUGCUCCCCUUCCUCCGCGCCUUCUGGGCCACCAUCGCCCGCGAGUGGACGAACAUCGAGGCCCUCCGCCUGGAUAAAUACCUCUACCUCAUCCGCCAGUACGUCAAUGCGUCGUUCCGGUUUCUCGCGGCCAACAGCUGGGGGAAUGAGGAGGGGAUAAAGCAGCAUGGCGAGAUCAUGGCGGAGUUCCCACUGAGUGCGCAGGACACGAAGAUCCCGAAUGGGCUGAGAUUUCAUGUGCUGGACGUGUGGGUUGAUGAGCUGGAGAAGGUGGAGGGGGAGUGGCGUGUUGAGAAGAGGGGGGUGUUGGAGCAGCUGUGUGCACCCGUGGAGACGCUGGCGAAGGAGGGGAGGCUGAAGGUUGUGAGGAAUGCGGCGAAGGAGACCCUUGGUGAUGAGAGGCUGAGGGCGUGGAGAGGGCUGGUGGCGGAGGGGGGGAAGGAGGAUGCGGAUAUGGAGGAUGACGAGGAAGAGGAGUGGGGUGGGAUUGAGGAUUGAACGGGUGUGGUGCUGGAAAGGAGGGCAUAGAAGUCAUUCAAGCGCGGCGUUUGGGGGCGUAUAUCUUGCAUUUGCAUGCAUAUCAGGGUUCGGAAAAGUCUAGAUACCAGGCUCUGGGGGCAUUUACUCUGAACUGAUCAAAUGGAGUGUCCUCCAUUCCCUAUUAGUUGUAUCAUUUUACUCGUC
This is a messenger RNA of Paraphaeosphaeria sporulosa, 1090 nucleotides long. RefSeq names its product nucleolar protein NOP52 variant. Gene Ontology annotation, biological process: rRNA processing. The coding region runs from base 161 to 904 and encodes 247 amino acids. NCBI's taxonomy places the organism in Eukaryota, Fungi, Ascomycota, Dothideomycetes, Pleosporales, Didymosphaeriaceae. The record is from RefSeq and is a predicted model, not a curated record. The transcript has 2 exons. Gene Ontology annotation, cellular component: nucleus; preribosome, large subunit precursor; preribosome, small subunit precursor.